Anneissia japonica is the source of this 3675-nucleotide messenger RNA. Its product is annotated as myosin-2 heavy chain-like. The record is from RefSeq and is a predicted model, not a curated record. Lineage: Eukaryota; Metazoa; Echinodermata; Crinoidea; Comatulida; Comatulidae. The transcript is spliced from 4 exons. Bases 1 to 3675 code for a protein of 1224 amino acids.
AUGGACGCGAACGCAACCGUGGAGGACAUGACGGAAUUCAGAGCGAGCAGAUCGGUUCUGAUUCACGCCCUGACCGCCGUCGGGGCUGCCACCUCGCAAAAGAUCGGUCGGCUCGAGGAGAUCGCCAACCUGGAAAAUACGAUGCUCAUGUCGUUUGAGCUUGCCAACCUCGUGUACGUGCCCGGCGUGGAAACCGAGUACAGGAAUUUGGAACCGGAGGAAAGACACUGGAUAAUAGAUAGCGCGAAGAACCUCGCGAACCAGCUGCUUACCAACAGCUACGAUCAGCCGCUGUGGAACUCGAUCGGAGGUUCGCCGAUGGCCGUGGCCGUGUCCGUCUUUCAGACGCGGGUGUCGAACGCCGACGCCGGCGAACGGGGCACCGCGAUCUGCCGAGGUCCGCGAAACCACGCGACGUACGCGCUGAGAAGGAUAACGGAGAAGAGAAGCAGAGCUUGCAAGAUACCGCCAGUGAGACUCACCUGUCUGAGAUUGCCGUCGGACGUAAUCGCCCCCGUGACCAGACCUAUGCCGGACACGUCCGACGGCGUGGGAUCCACGGCGAUCAAAAGACCGGAUGCGAAUCCGGAUCUCCUGCCGGACCUCCGUUCUUCGUCGAACAGCCGGGAGAGCAACCUUCCGGAGAAAAGACGUUCGGAAAGGGAUCUGGACGUGGUUCGCUUGGAAUCGGAUCUGAAAGCCACGAGGAGAAAGUCGAAGCAGCCGCCACCUGAAGAGAGUGGACUCAAGCUGCAGCAAAAGCUGCAGGAACCCGUCCGCAAACUGAAAGACCGAGAGAGAUCGCACGCCGACUUGGAAGAGGAGUUGGAAGAAAAAGACGACAAAAUCAGUGCGCUGAAGAAAGAGUCGACGCUCGCUAAGACCGCGAUGUCCAUGUACGAAAAGCGGGUGGACGUCUUGAAAGAAAACCUGAAAACGGCUUACAAGCGAUACGACAAGGAAGUAAAAAGCAGGCGGAUUGUGGAGGCGGCCGCGAAAAAGGCAGACGAGCACGCGCAAUCCAUGGCCGACAAGAACGUCGAAUUGCAGCGAGAACUGUUAAGACGGCAACCCGAUGAGUCGUUGUACGAAAUGGAAGUGAGCAUCGGAGAGAAGGAGGAGUUGCGGCGAGCGCAAUCCGAUCUGGAGGAGGAACAGAAGACGGUUAUGCGAUUGAAGAGUGCGAUCGAGGACCUGAAAAAGGACCAAACGCGUCAUUCGGAGGUUCUUCGAGAGAACAGAAACCUGAAGGAGGAAGUGGAAGUGAACGCGGAAGGAUCGAAAGACCUCCAACGACGGUCGGCGACAAAGCUGGAAGAGACCGAGAAGCAGGUGGAGAGUCUGAAGGAACGGUUGGAUGAAAAAGGUCGCUCGACUGCAAACGCGAACAAGGAGAUCGCCUCCCUCAGAGAGGAACUUCGUGCCGAAAGGGAAAAGGUGGCAACGGCUUCCAAGGAACGCAGCGACGGCGACGCCCGACGUUCGGCGAUUCUCGAAAAGAUCAAAGAGGAUCUGCGAUUGGCUACUCGCGAAGUGGAGACUGCCAAAGACAGAGAACGAAGGUCGGCGAAGAAGUUGGAAGAGAGCGAGAGGGAGGUCGAGAGUCUGAAGGAGUUGUUGGACGUAACGGAGAAGAAUCACGAAGCGAACCUUCGCGAGUUUCGUUCUUCCGUCGAGUCCGACAAGGCGAAGGCGAUCUCAGAUCUUGAAACGGCCAAGGCCGAUCACUCUGACAGGACCGAUAUUCUCCGGACGGAGAUUGCCGAUCUUAAGGAAAAGCUGGCCGAGGCCACCCGAAAGGAGUCUUCGCUGAUCAAGGAUGUCGAGAAAUUAACCGCACUGAAAGAUGAUAAUGAAAAGGAGAGUAGGAGGAUGGAAAAGCAGCUUUCCGAUAAAGAUCGCACUGCUAUCGACUUGCGGAACGAGAUCGACACCCUGGAAGAGAAAAUGAAACGGAACGGAAGUAAGACGGACGAUCAAAUGACGGCCUACAAAGAAGAGAUUGAAAGAAACGUGAAGAGGAUGAAAGAGUUGGACGCUACGAUCGCGAAGAAGAUUCGAGAGGCGGCCGGUCUCGAAGACGAGAUCGCCGUCCUCAAAGACUGGAAGGAACGUGACGGACGGAAAAUAAAAGGAUUGGGAGUGCAGCUCGCUAACAAAGGACGCGAGGCGACCGCUCUCAAAGACGAGAUAGCUGCACUGCAAACGGACCUCUCGAGAGCGCGCGAAGAAUGCGCGGACGACCGGAGUGCCGAACUUUCCAUCCUUCUAGAAAAGACGAAAGACGAACUGCGACGGACUUCCCGCGAUCAGGCGUCCACCAAGGAAGCCGAGAUCAGGCUGAAGGCGAACCACGAAAAUAUCGAGAAGGAGAUCCCGCAGUGGAAGCAAUGGGUCGAAGAAUUGAAGAAGGCACGCGACGAAUCUCACGAAUCCCACGCCAAGGAACUCGGAUCGCUUCGAGACGAUCUCGAGAGGGAGAAAUCGGACGCUGAAACGAAACUUGCAACGGCGAAGGCGAGCCACUCGGACGAGAUUGAAAAUCUUCGAACGCAGAUAUCUUUUCUCAAAGAAAAGGAAUCGAAACUGAGAAUAGACACAGGUAAGUUGCAUGCGGCCCUAAAGGAACGGGAAGAGAAGCAUCUCGAUCGGAUAGCUAAACUGGAAUCCGAUAAGAUUUCGCGAUCGGCCGAAGCGGAAGAGGCUCUUGACGAGUGCGCGUCCGUCUCGGAGAAACUGAAGCUCGCGACCGAUUCCGAACGUCGGUCGAAGGAGGACCUUGAUAGGUGGCAAGCCGAGAAGAGGUCGUGGCAAGCGACGGCCGAACGACGUUCGGCAGAUCUCGACAAGCUUCGCGACCUGCUGAAUACGUCCGAGAGAGAACGCGCAAAUCUUGAGUCCCAACUUCCGAACGUUGACAAGAAUGUAACGGAUUCGAAAGAAACGGAUUCGUUGAAGCGGGAGCUGGAAAGACAUCGACAGGAGAUCCGACAACUCGAACGACUUCUGAGCGACGAAAAGAGGGAGAAGUCGGGUGAAUCCAACGACAGAAUGAUUUCGGAACUAAGUAAAGAACUCAAAACGGUCAUCGACGCGCGCGAUAGACUGGUGAAAGAGAACACCGAAAUGGAAAAGAGGCUAUCGGAAUCGGACAAAAGUCUGUCAAAUUUGUACGACGAAUCGAUGAAAAAGGUUGUCCACCUCGAAGAAUCGGUGUUUUCUAAGAACAAGGAAGCGGACGAAUUGAGAUCAGAUUUGACGAAAACGAAGAUGGAGAUGGACGAGAUCAAAAGACAACUCAACUUUGCCAAUAAAAAAGUGGCGGAGGCGUAUUCCGAAGUGACUCGAAUCGUCGAUAACUCGGAAGACGGACGAUCCCACGAGGAAUGUCGAGAACUUCUCACACGACGCCUCGAUGAACGAGUGCACGGUUCCCAUCUGCUUCCUUUCGAGCAACGACCACGCCGGGUUCGCCGGAAGGGGAGACGCGCGCUACGUGCUUUUCGACGACGACGCCAAAAGCAUAAAGUGGACGGACACGGAUACGCUCGUCCAGUUGGCCGAGAGGAUACUGGAUCGCAAUCUCGUACACGAUCCCGGUGCGGUGAUAGUGGAAGAUGUUCGACGACAUUGACGAUCCAGCCACCAGUUCUGACAACUUCCUGCUUCUCAUAA